UAUUUCAUACAUUUUGGCGAUCAGAAUACUCAAUAAUUUCAGUAAAUCGCCUUACUACCUUGAUCGCACAGUUAUCGCAACCCGUUCAGAGCCUAUCUUAGACAUCAGGCAGCCAUAAAAUUCACAACCGCCAAGUGUUCAAUACGAGAUUCUUGGCUAAGCCGCUUCCGCCCUGACAUACUAGUGUAACCUCAACUUUGGAAUUACGGACACCUAACCCAAAAGCUCUUUUGUCAGAUGUAUCGGCAAUCGACACGUAAACGGGUAAUGGGCUAUAAGUCAGAUUCGCGGUAUAAAUGCCUAAUGCAUUCGAUAUGCAAGCCUUCUAGUAACUUUGGGAAUUGAAAUUCCCACUUACGCCUUCUACCUACAUAUUAAAGCGAAGUAAGAAUUUAAGAACAACAUCAUGCAACCAACACGCCGAGGUCUACGGGGCGGGAUCGAAGUAUCGAUAUUGCUUGCACUUGCGUUGCUGUUUUGUCCAGUUGCCGCUUCUUGUGGAUGCCAUAGGACCGAGAGCAACCGAACUGUAGCCAUAGGCAUUGACAUCGGAAAUGUUUACUCACGAGUCGCGUACGGACGGAACAUGUCCAGUUUUCAUAUCGCGCCAGAUGAGCAAGGUCAUACGUUCAUACCAUCAUGUGUUGCGUUCACCGAAGACGGUCCUCUCGUGGGUUACGCUGCACGACGAUGGGCCAUAUCACACCCUGAAACAAUGAUAUGCAAUCCCAGAGCGCUGCUCGGGCGGCAAUGGUCUGAUCCGGACGUCCAAGAUUUCAUCAAACGUCUUCCUUACGAGGUAUCGAGCGGCGAUCAAGAUCAGCCCAUGUUCAAGCUCAAUGUUGGUGGCGAAGAGAAGAUAUAUGCACCUGAGGAGGUCGCAAGUCUGAUAAUUGGGGAAUUAAAAAUCAUGGCGGAAGCUUCGAUGGGCAACAACGGGACCGUAACGGAGGUCGUUAUCACAGUACCUAACUAUUUCACUUACGAACAGAGACGUGCAGUCAUGCAGGCUGGAGAACUAGCCGGCGUCGAGGUUAUCCGCGUUCUUAACAACCCCAUCGCUAUCAGUAUGGCUUAUGACAACGACUAUGGUAGCGAUUACGCGCCUGAAGGGCGGAAUAUUCUGGUAGUGGACGUAGGGGAUACAAUUGAUGUGGCUGUACUGCGUUACGAAGACGGAUACUUCGAGACCCUCGAUAUGUCGCAGGAGGAAAUCGGUCGCGAUAUCUUGGAUCAGCGGUUCGCUAGAUAUCUGCUUGGGGAUUGGGAGGGAAAAAUCGGCGAAGAGUUCUUGAUGGGAGUUAUGAGUGCUAUAUAUAAGAGUUUAAAGGAUGCGGAGCUUAAUUCGACUGAUAUCGACGACGUAAUAUUGGCAGGUGGUAUAGGACAAGUUCCAGAGAUAGUCGAGACGAUAUCGCGAGAAUUUCCCGGCAAGAAGUUAUACAAAGAUCUCAGAGCUGAAGCGAUCGUUCUUGGUGCAGCUCGUCACGGUGCUUUCAUGACUCUCUACGAUGAUAUUUCCUUCGAGCCAUAUAUUCCUGAUUUUAGCCCACUUGACCUAGGGAUUGAGACCGUAGAUGGAUAUAUGGCCGUCGUCGCCCCGCAGAAUGUUGUACCCUUCUCGACCACCUUCAAUAUCUCGACCGCCUUCAACAAACAAUCUACACUACUGAUCAAGGUACUUCAGGGCCAGCGUGUCCUAGCUGCGGAUAACAGGGUUAUCGGCGAACUCGAAAUUCCCGUUACGCCGGGGCCGGCGAGUAUCCCGCGCGUAGAGGUUCUUUUCCAAGUUACCAGUCAGGCUGUCCGCGUCACCGCGACUGAUCUAGAAACGGGGAAGAGUGAACAGAUUAUAAUAGAUAUCGACCCAAGUCUGCAGGUUUGCCAAUCUUGGGAAGAGUUGGACUUGAGCAAGGCUUUCUGUAACUGGCCGGAUUGGAACAAGGAAAGCGCCGAAUAUAAUAUCGAUAAGCCCGAGUUGCGCGCCGAUGUCGACGCUCGUUUCGACCUUGAGAACUAUAUUACCGCUCUAAGCGAAAGACUUUCCAACCCUGAGAAAUGGGGUGUUGAGGAUGUCCUGAAAUAUUAUGCCUCUGGGCACCCGACAACACUCACAGAUGUGUCGAACAUAUUUGAAUUUGAAUGGGUAGAUCUUGUUGUAGAUCGCGAGAUAUGGGAGCUCAAGGACGUUGAUGAGGUGAAGACGCUCAAGCAGUGGUUCUUACGCUUGACCGAACUAUACUUUGGGGCAUUUGAAUACGAGUUUAUUCCCAAGGUAGGAGGCAAGUCUUGGAUACGACAUGAUGAGCUUUGAGAAUACUGGUAAAUCUGAAAAACUCAUCGCGAUACUGGUGUCUUUGUUAUAUAGAAGGGGCUAUAUGAGGAGUAUAUAUCGUUGUGGGUAACAAUAUAUGCCAACAAUAGUAAAUAUAUAAACUAGCCCUACCUGAGGGGAUAAGAUUGCUCGUUAUGUAUCACAUCUAUACCGCGAUCAACUUUACCGCCCGUGUAUUUAACAAGGUACAAAAGUGAAGUUAUCGUAGGGUUACUGGUGAGGCCUCAAGCUUGGAGGGGUAGCCAAGCUUUCGGGCCCUUAGAUAGCUCACAAGCACUAAAACUUCAGCUGAGUAUGUAGCUGUACCAUCUCAUAGCCCGUCGCCUGUCA
Molecule: messenger RNA, 2665 nt
Organism: Xylaria bambusicola
Lineage: Eukaryota; Fungi; Ascomycota; Sordariomycetes; Xylariales; Xylariaceae
Product: Hsp70 protein-domain-containing protein
Exons: 14
Coding region: 407-2314 (635 amino acids)
Molecular function (GO): ATP binding; ATP-dependent protein folding chaperone
Source: RefSeq, a predicted model, not a curated record